This is a messenger RNA of Labrus mixtus (cuckoo wrasse), 2645 nucleotides long. Its product is annotated as interferon-induced very large GTPase 1-like. NCBI's taxonomy places the organism in Eukaryota, Metazoa, Chordata, Actinopteri, Labriformes, Labridae. The record is from RefSeq and is a predicted model, not a curated record. The annotation marks the transcript as partial. The transcript has a single exon.
CACUGCCAUCGCAAAGGAACUGAUUAUGUCAGAUUUUGUAUCAAACCUGCUGUUGAGGAGUACAUCAGUAGAUCACUGGGAGUCAACAUUGUGGAGGAAAUUUUGACAAGUUGCCAUUCACCAGAGUACAGUUCACGCUCCUUUUUCCAGUACAACAUUCAAAAGGAGUUGCUGCAAAAGAAUGACUUUGAGAGUUUUGUCAAGUACAUUACAAGGUAUGAAAUAUUUGUUAAGGAUUGGAUAUUUCAGCAUGUCCUGCAAAAAAUGUCAGAGGGCCAGACUCUGUGCAAACUGAAGAAUGAAAUUCUGCAGGUCAUAGUUGACAAAAUCACAAAAGCAUUAAAGCAGUCCACAAAACGCAGUGAUGGCACUCCGCUGCCAGACAACCAGGAAAGUAUCCCAGAGCUCAUCAACAACAUGCGAACGUGUUUAAAUAAAGACAUCUCAAUUUCUGUGGAAGAUGAAAAAACCAUCCUGUUUCAGAUCCAAAGCACAUGCCAUCAGUUUACAGACAGCCUGUUUAAAUCAUUACAUGACUUAAAGGAAGAGCUGAAGGAGGAAAUCUCAAACUCUGAUGACAUCUCUGAAACUCUGAAAAAACUCCCAACCAAACCACAAGAUGAGCUCUUUAAGCAAGUGUUUGGCUGUGGAAAACAAUGUCCUUUCUGUAAAGUUCCUUGUGAGGCUGGAGGCAAAGAACACAAGGAGCAUCAUGCAGCUGUGCAUCGUCCUCAAGGUCUUGGCAUGUACAGAAAUAUAAAAACGCAGGAGUUGGUUGAAACACUGUGUACAACAGAUGUCCACAGCGAAAAAACAUUCAGAAGCGCAGACACUGAGGGGAAGUUCCAUCCUUAUAAAGACUAUGCCACAUACUAUCCAGAGUGGCACAUUCCUCCUGACCGCACCAUCCAGGCUUCUGACUACUGGAAGUAUGUCCUGGUAAAAUACAAUGACAGAUUUGCUGAAGAAUACAAAGCCAAGCCUGCUGUCGUUCCAGAGUCCUGGAGAAGCAUCACAAAGGAACAAGCACUGAAAGGUUUAAAAGAAGCCUUCAACAUAAAGUGAACAUCGCACAACUCUGACAAAUAUCCUUAAACAAGAAACAUUUACACACCUCCUGUUUUUUGGGUGCAAACAGAGGAAGUGGAGUGGCAGAAUCAUAUGGCACUGAACAAGUUAGGGCCUUCAGCAAAACAACUUGUUUCACAUGUUUUCCUUACUAAGAGAAAUGGAAGUCUUCAAAGAAAGACAGAAACACGGCUUCAAAUAAUUGAAGUGUGAACACCUGAUUUAUAUUUUUUAUGUUUCUAUGAUAUGAUUUAGUUCAUCUGAUUGAAGCAGUUAUGUUAAACUUUUUAACAUGUCUUUUUUUGUGUUUUUAAAUAUAACAAUCAUUUUGUUUCGUACAUUUUCUUUCAGCACUCUUACUACAGUGCAUGAAUAAGGCAAUGGCUCUGAUGUAAGUUUCAAAGGACAAAUCAUGUCGUUUUUGUUCUUCUUUCAGUUACCUUUUGUGUUUAAGACUUUCUUUUCUUUUCAAAGAUAAUGUCAGAAGGUGUGUACAAUGUGAGGUCAGUAUGAGUGACAAGCUGACCAUGACAGAUGAUGAACAUGAAAACAGAUAGCAUGUUGUUGUUUUUAUAUUUUGGAAGAAUUCUGAGUUGUUUUUUAAUCUCUCUUUAUGUUCAUGUUUUAUUUUUUAUGCCAUUUUAACAAGUGUGCACAAUAAUGAUGAUGGCAAUGAUGAUAAUGUUCUUCAAGACCACGUACAACAUGUGUUUUUUUUGUUUGUUUUGAUGAGAAAUUAAACAGUUUGUUGUUUUUUAUGUUGUUGUGUGGCUCUGUGUAUUAUAACUGGUACACAGUAAAGAUGAUGAAAUGAUGAUUUACUAUACGGAGACGAUGUGGGGGAUAAAGAGAUGAUCUGCAGAGUAUGUGUCUGAAUGGUUCAUUCAUUGAAUCACAUUUAGAGUUUUGAUUGUCCUGAUUAAAUAAUGUGUCACAAGAAAACUAAACAUGUUGGAUACAGUCAGAAAAUAAGAAACGUUGAUGUCACUGACUUGAAGUGCUGACUAACAUUGUUUGUUUUGUAUUUCUGACAUAAAUCUUCUUGUGUUUUUAGUUAUAUUUUGGCCUUGUUGUUUUAAUGUUUUUGCUCAGUCAUAGAGCUACAGUAUAGUGAUGCUGAUGUAGUGGAUGAUGACGUUCUCAUACAAUAACAGUUUGAAACAGAUGUUUAAAAAAUAUAAUCACAAGUUUGAAUGUUUUUACUUUUCUAUUUGUAUUCGUCAUAGGAAAAAAAAACAUGUUAAUCUUUUGAUGUGUUUUUGAUUUAGUCAGUGAAUAUGUGAUUUUAAUCUUCCUGAAUUUGAUAUUGAUGUUUAAAAGUUGUCUGAAGAGGCCGAUAGCAGGAAAAGUGAGGCCAAAUCUUGUUAUUUCAGACAGACGAUGAGUUCAGCAAGCUGGACGUGAUAUUUACAUGUUCUUAAUUCUGUUUUUGAUGUUUUUGAUGGAAAAUGUUGUGUUCUCUUAAUUCUAUAUGACAAGUGAUAAAUAUGAUAUACUGUAUGUAUAAUAAAUGUGAAAAUGGGCCUAAAGCCACAAAUGUUGAGUUAAAUUGUGAUUAAAGAUUUCAAUUGAAAUUA